Messenger RNA from Thecamonas trahens ATCC 50062, 4431 nucleotides. RefSeq lists its product as uncharacterized. Gene Ontology annotation, biological process: chromatin remodeling. The transcript is spliced from 2 exons. The coding region runs from base 1 to 4044 and encodes 1347 amino acids. Lineage: Eukaryota; Apusomonadida; Apusomonadidae. The record is from RefSeq and is a predicted model, not a curated record. Gene Ontology annotation, cellular component: nucleus. Gene Ontology annotation, molecular function: DNA binding; histone demethylase activity.
AUGCCGGUCUUCUACCCGCGACCCGAGGACAUGCGCGACGUUAUGGGCUACGUCGCGUCCAUCGCGCCCGCUGCCGCUGCCGCAGGAGUGGCCAAGAUCGUCCCGCCGCCCGGCUGGGCCCCACCGUUUGCUCUGGACUCGGCCGCCCUCUCCUUCCGCCCGCGCAUCCAGACGCUCAACACCAUGAACGGCGCCGUCCGUGAGGCCCUCAACUACGCAGACGGCCUGCUGCAGUACCACUUGCAGCAGGGCGCAGGCAUCACCCGUCUGCCCACCGUCCUCGGCGUUCCCAUCGACGUCCAUGCUCUCCGCAACGCCGUUGCCGCCGCCGGCGGCGCCGACGCCGUCGACGCCCUCCCGACCGGAUGGUACGAUAUUGCCUGCACCAUCGGCAUCGAAGGCCGCCAGCCCCUAGCCCUCAUCGAGGACUACGAGGCCUACCGCGCCGCCGCCCGUAUCGCCACAACAAGCUUCACCGCCGCGCCCGCCGCCACCCACUCAGAGGUGCCGGCCUGCGGCUUUUGCGAAUCACCACACGCAGAUUCGGACGCCCUCAUGGCAUGUGACGCGUGCGGCCUCGUACUGCACUUUUACUGCGUCCAGCCGGCCCUUCCCUGCCUGCCCGACACCGAGUACUGGCUCUGUCCGGCAUGCCUCGCCGGCGCAGGCCCCAAGUACGGCUUUGAGCAGGCUGAUCGAAACUACACUCUUCCCGAGUUUGAGGCCGCCGCCGCCAAGUUCAAGAUCCGUCAUCUGCCCGACCUCGCGGACACUGUUGAGCGCUCUGUGGCCACGGCCUGCUCACCGACAGCGUGGCGCCCGCCGCCGCGCCCGUCGACACCGCCGUCUGCUGACGAUCUUGCCAUCGAAAACUACGUCGAGCAAAAGUACUGGGACGCCGUUCAUGACCCGAUCCACCCCAUCGACACCAUGUACGGCGCCGACCUACCGGCCAUGGUCCACGGAUCGGGCUUCCCAGUCACUGCCUCUAAGAGCGCGUCGUUCAACCUCAACCGUGUCGCCCUCUCGCCGCAGUCGAUGUUCUCGUUCAUCGACCGCUACAUUUCCGGGUGCAUGUCGCCUUGGCUCUACGUCGGCAUGCUCUACUCUACCUUUUGCUGGCACAACGAGGACCACUACACGUACUCGCUCUCGUACCUGCACUGGGGGGAGACCAAGACCUGGUACGGCGUCCCGUCGUCGCAUGCAGACGCGUUUGAGGCCUGCAUGCGCGCCUCCAUGCCCGAGCUGUUUGAGGACUCCCCCGACUUGCUCUCCCACAUUGUCACCAUGCUCUCGCCGCAGACACUGCUCGAUGCCGGUGUCAAGGUCGUUGUCGGCCACCAGCGACCCGGCGAGUUCAUGGUCACCUUUCCGCGCGCCUACCACGGCGGCUUCUCGCACGGCUUCAACUUUGGCGAGGCCGCAAACUUUGCUCUCCCCGACUGGAUUCCCUACGGUGCCCUCUGCCUCACCCGCUACGCUUCGCUGGCCAAGCUCCCGGUCUUCUCGCAUGAGCGCCUCCUCUGCCGCAUCGCUCUCUUCUCGUCCCGUAUCGACGUGCUCGCCGGAGUCGCCCCGCACUUGCGUGCUCUCGUCGAGGCCGAACUGGACCGGCGUGCCGCCGCUGCUGCUGCUUACGACUUUAACGACGUGCUCGAUCUGGCUGCCACUGUGGCACCCGAGACCUACGUUGACCACCUCGCCCAUCUCCUCUCCUCCCGAAGCUUGAGCAAGUUGUGCAAAAACCGCCAGCUGGCGAGCAAGCGGCUCGUCAAAUCCCAGCUGUCCACAAUGGACUCGCGCAUGGCGCCGGCCAUCUCGCGUAUGGUCGGUGCCUCACCGGCUGAUCCGAGCCGGAAGCAAGACUUUCGCCCACCGCUCUGUGCCGUCUGUCACUCGUUCCUCUACCUCUCGUUUGCCCGCUGCACCUGUGGUGUUGUUUCGGUCUGUUGGGACCACGCUCCCGAUCUCGCUGCAGGCACACUGUGCUCGUGCCACACCCCGCAACUCGUCUUCGCCUUUAUGCAUUCGGAGGGCGUGCUACUUGAUCUCGUUGACGGCGUCGAGGCCAAGGUCACGGCUGCCUCGACCGCCCGCGAGCAUCUUCUUGUGCUGCUCGCCCGCGCCCGCAACGGCUCGGGCUUGCUCUCGGUCCCGUCGCUGCUUGGCACUGUCAAGGCUGCGUCGGCCUAUGAUGGCCUCCUCCUCAGCUCCGAAGUCAACGAGGUGUCCCGGCUCUGUAGCCUUGUCCACAGGCUCGAGACGCUCGGGUCGCGACUACCAUCGUCGCGCGACAGCCGAGGCUUGGCUGCCGUGGUCGGCGACAUCCCACUGGCCGCCAGCGACAUUGCAAACGCGCUGACUGCCUUUGAGGCGGUGUUUGAUCCUGCAACGCUGUCGCAUCCGGUCGACGCACUGCGCAAUGCUCUUGCUGCCUCGGACACCCUCGCCGAGCAAGCCGCCACGCUCGGGGCCAAUCCGUCGCUCGACUUUGCACGGGAGCUUAUUGACCGGGCCUGCCGCCUCGGUGUGGCAUCACGACCGCUCCUGGAGCUCGAAAACAGCGUUUGCGAGCUCACGUGGCUUGACAGCGUGAGAAACCAACCCGUGGCUCAGCUCGAGUGGCCCGAGUUGGUGACUGCGCGCGAUGGCUGCGUCCAGUCAUUCCCGCUCUUUUCCGCCCUUACCACCACCGCUCUCAUCGAGAACGCGCCCUCUUUCAGUGGCUCGCACUCGGACGAGGUCAACAAGGCCGAGGCCAGCCUCGAGGCAGCACUUGCCCACGGUGAGACCGCAUCAGAACGAGUGUCGGCCAUGCUCGGCACGCCGCUCGCCUUUGGCUCGCUCUCUGCGCUCCACGACUGGAUCUACGGGAGCGGCGUCCUACUUCCUGGCGAUGCACUUCUUGAGCCGACGCUCCUCCUCCUCCGCAAGACGCUUCUGCGGCCGGGCAAGUGGCAGCGCGCCGCCGAGGUGCUACUCUCCGGCGAGUCGAACACACCCGAGCCGUGCGAGCGCGCCGUCGAGCUCCUCGCCCGCGCCGCCAAGUCGCCAGUUGCAGUCGGCGAACAGGUGGAGGCACUCGACACCGCACUUGAUGCCACUGCCGUCCUCGAAGGAAGUGUCUUUGCUGCCUUUGGCGACGAGUGGCGCGUCGACAAGACCAGCCGACAGGCUGUCUCCUGCCGCCUCCUCGCCCACCAAAAGCCCAACGCUCGCAGGGUGACGGACUUGGUCAACGCCGUCUCCGUCGCUUGCGAGGCUGCCAAGGAGGCUGUCGAAACUAUCGAGGCCGGUGCCUCCAUCGCUGACGUCUACUGCCUCUGUCGUGGACCAGAAGAAGGGCAGAUGGUUCUGUGCGACGUGUGCGCCGAGUGGUUCCACGUCCAAUGUGUCGGCUGGGAGCCGUCGCCAUCGCCGGCAGCCGAGCUCGUGGCCGGCGACAAGCGAGCUCACAGCCAAACCGACGAGACCUCUCACGAUACGUCCCUCUCGUUUGCUUGCCCGCUUUGUACCUGGGACAAGCGCAUCUGGCGGCACCAUUGGUCCGGGCGGCCGAGCCUCGAGCAGGUCCGUGCACUCGCAGCCUCACUGGAUGCGGCGGCCGCCGCGCGAGGACAGGCACUCCGCCUCACAUCACUCCACGCCCGACUGGUGCGGAUUGUCGAUUGCGUUGAUGCCUGGGCCACACAUGCGCGCGCCGCACUGGCCGCAGCUCCUCCACCAGACCUCGAUGAGACCAAGCGGUUGUACCGUAUCGGCCUCUCGAUGGAGGUUGCAGAUGAGGCAGUCGAGGCCGCGCUGGCACAGGCGAUCGAGGUUGGCAACUCUGCCCUGCUCCCGCCAGCCACUCUCUACUGCACCUGCCGCGAGCCGUGGGACGAGUCGCGCGAAAUGAUCGGUUGCGACGGGUGCCAGGACUGGUUUCACUCUGAAUGCGUCGCCGGCGGCAUCGUCGCCGGCGAACGGUUCUUCUGUACGCUGGCGUGCGAGGCCACCGCCGCGGCGCCACCGGCCAAGAAGGCCAAACUUCUCGUGUAAAGUGCAGCUCUCACCAGCACCUGCAGCAUCGUGAGCAUGUUCUACCUCGGUCACCUGCCCGCGAACCCCAGUCAGAGCGCGAGCUCGAGUCGGUCCGGAGACCCGACGCCCUCGGUCGCGAGCUCUUGAAGCGACGCAGAUGGUCAGUGUCGGACACGGCAUCCGACUCGCGCGACGAUGCUGACGGCGUCUCGGAACGGCUGUCACUCGAGCGAAUUCGAACCAUGCUACGGAGGGGGGUGAGGGGUGAGGUGGGGUGGUGGAUAACUAUGGGGCGCGCUGCCGUUCUGCGCGCGCCCUGCCGCCGAGCAGCGGGUACAUGUGUGAUUUCAAUCUCUCGCUCAGCGGACAAGCGAGGCGUUGAGCGAGGCGUUGAGCGAGGCGUUG